Messenger RNA from Sabethes cyaneus, 2835 nucleotides. Its product is annotated as aminopeptidase N-like. Lineage: Eukaryota; Metazoa; Arthropoda; Insecta; Diptera; Culicidae. The transcript is spliced from 5 exons. Gene Ontology annotation, cellular component: cytoplasm. The record is from RefSeq and is a predicted model, not a curated record. Gene Ontology annotation, biological process: proteolysis; peptide catabolic process. The coding region runs from base 1 to 2835 and encodes 944 amino acids. Gene Ontology annotation, molecular function: peptide binding; zinc ion binding; metalloaminopeptidase activity.
AUGAUAUUUGUCCUAGGAAUAUAUGGCUCAUUAGUGCUGACAAUAGUGCAGGCUAUUGCUCCAGCUGUGAUCAACAGUGUUGCAUUAGUGGACGAAGGCUAUCGUCUUCAGCGAAUGUCAGAACCACUAGCAUACAACUUAUUUUUGAACCUCAACGAUUCCAAUUUUUAUACCUAUUCCGGUUCGGUUGACAUUGAAAUGCGCUAUCUAGAUUCUCUUGAUUACUUUUACUUGAACAGUGCUGGAUUAGUAAUUGACGAGAAAAGUAUACGAAUAACAAAACCGAAUGGAGAUGUACUACCUAUACAAAAUCUUAUAUCAAUGGAGAAGUAUGAAAAAUUGUAUUUAGCUUUUGGAGAAGUUCUGGAAAAAAAUAGUGUAUACGUUGUACACAUUGAGUUUUCUAACAACAUUGGAACUGAUCUAAAAGGACUAUACAGGAGUAGCUACACAUUAGAAAAUUCACGAAGAUUCCUCGUAGCAACCCACUUUCAAGCCACUUACGCUCGAACCGUUUUUCCCUGUUACGAUGAACCAUCCUAUAAAGCGUAUUUCAACGUUUCACUCCGACACUCGUCUAACUUUAAUGCUAUAUCUAAUAUGCCAGUACAAGAAAUCAAGAAGGAUGAUAAUCAUUCAAUUACUACAAAAUUUGAAACAUCACCUUUAAUGUCAUCCUACCUACUGGCAUUUGUGGUGUCAGAUUACAAAACAUUAUCCAACGAAGAGGAUUUCAUUAGGGUAUAUGCCCCGGAAACUCAAGUUCAGUAUACUGGUUAUGCAAAAUAUUUUGCCCAAAGAGCAAUGGAGCAUUUAGAGGCCAUCUUCGAUAAGAAAUUUCAACUUCCGAAAGUUGAUCUGGUAGCUAUACCUGAUUUCAAUAUGGGUGCAAUGGAAAACUGGGGUCUAAUAACAUUUCGCGCAGUUUAUUUGAUCUACGAUGAACAUACAACAUCAGUACGUACACAGCAAAGUAUUGCUAACUUAAUAACUCACGAAUUUGUCCAUUCUUGGUUUGGAAAUGAAGUAACACCUGAAUGGUGGACCUAUUUAUGGCUAAGCGAAGGUAUAGCCCGCUAUUUUGAAUAUUACGUGACAGACCAAAUCGAAAGGAAUUGGCAGUUAUGGGAGCAAUUCAUAGUUAAUAAUGUACAUUCAGCGCUCGCACAGGAUGAUAAAUAUGAUAACAGGCCGAUGAAUUAUUAUACAACCGAACCUGAUAUACUAAAUAAUUUAUUUGAUUACGUUGUAUACGCUAAGAGCGCAUCAGUUAUCCGGAUGAUCCAAAGUGUAAUCGGGUUCAAAGCAUUCAACAAAGCUCUCAAUCAUUAUAUUACGCAUCGCAGCUAUCAAACCACAAACCCAGACUAUUUAUGUGCCAGUAUUGAACAAUUCAACGAAGUUGAUCUUCCCAGUUCAAUUUACGAAAUACUAAACAGUUGGGCUGAUACCGCUGGAUAUCCUCUAGUACUAGUAACAAAAAAUGGAAACUCAGUAACUAUUCAACAGAAACGUUUCUGGAUGCCGAUGGAGGGAGAAAAUACUCCAAUAAACACACUGUACUACAUACCCAUCAAUUAUGCAACAUCGAUGGAAGCAAAUUAUAAUAAUACUACUCCUGAUGAUUGGCUAACUCCGUCCAAUACUCAGAUAACGAAAGAGUUUCCCGGCUCGGUCACAUGGAUUAUAGUAAAUAAAUUGCAAACUGGUUAUUUCCGGGUCAAUUACGACAAUGAAAAUUGGGCGGCUUUGACUGCAAUUUUAAAAUCCGAUCAAAUUGAAAGUAUUCCGGUAAUAAAUCGGGCCCAGCUGUUAGAUGACGUUUGCAACCUUGCUAAAGCCGGAGAAGUAAGUUACGACAUUGCACUAUCAUUUCUUCUGUACCUCGAAAAAGAAAUGGAGUACAUUGCAUGGAGCACAGCGUAUAAUUCACUCACCCAUCUAAACCGAAUGCUCAUGGGUAAUGAAAACUAUUCACGAUUCGAGGAUUUUGUUCGGACCUUAACUACCAUCAUUUACAACAAAACUCGGUUAAUCGACCGCAGUAAUCACAUUAUUAAGUUACAUCAUGGUAACACUGCCUACUUAGCGUGCUAUUUUGGAGUGGAUGCAUGUGUCAAUGAUGCACGGACCCUAGUUCAGCACAUGUUGGAUGAUGAUUCGUACAUAAUUCCAGAAGAAGAACAAGAAGUUGCCUUUUGUGCUAUGAGCAAAUACGAUAUUUCAUUGGGAGCCGAAACAUUAAAAACACUAUUUGAUCGUUAUUUACCGUUGAGAGAAAGUCAAAAAGGGUUGAUAACUCGAUUUAUUGCAGGCAUGGGCUGCUCUAGAAAUACUACAAUGAUCAGGUUAUACCUUAGUCUUACAACCAGUAAUAUUCCAGGGUUUUCAAUAACCGUGUCCGAGAGAACCGAAAUUCUUACCGCCGUCAUUGCUGGCAGCUUUGAAGGCUUAGUAGAAAGCUUGAAUUUUGUUUUGAAUCAUUAUCCUGAUAUUGCCCGUUUGUACUCAUCGCUUACUGAAAUUUUUACGGAAUUCGGAAAUCGAAUCAACAACAAUUACACUUUUCAAUUGUUCCAAGAUAUUGUCACCAGAUAUGAAGAUAUGUUCUCCGAUUCCCUUAGAUCAACUGCAUCUAAAGCACUUACCAAAGCAACUCAAAAUGUUGCUUGGACAUAUAAGUAUGCUGAUAUCAUAAAUAGCUGGAUGAUUGAAAAUGAAUUUGUUUUGAGCACCACAACUGUUGCUCCUUCGGAUCCAGGCAGCGCUUCUUCGAUACAUGUUAGCAUUUUUAUAGUAAUUGUUCUAACGAGUUUCUGUGUUUGCAUUUGGUAA